UUCGUUACUUUAGUGACAGCAUUGUUUUGAUGCUGUCAAAUGUCAAAAACUUGCAGAAAUGGCGCAGUGGAACAAUGAUACGGGUAUUUUGCGUAAAAAUAAGCCAAAGGAGAACCAUGAGGAACUUCUCGUGUUUGGUUACGCUUGUAAAUUGUUCAGGGACGAUGAAAGGGCGCAACACAUUGACCAGGGGAAGCACCUUAUACCCUGGAUGGGGGAUGAAAAGUUGAAAAUUGAUAGGUAUGACUGUAGGGGGGCUUUAAGCGAUUUAAAGAGGUAUGAAGCAAGUAGGGAAGGUUUUGAUGCCCGUAGAUGGCUUGGGUUAAGUGAUUCAGAUCGUAAGUUGGAAGAGCUAUGCGACAAAGAAAGAUACUACUCUUUGCUAAUUAAUGAGGAGGAAGAAGAAAUGUAUAAAGAAGAAGAAGCCAAAAGACAAAAAACCAAUGCAAUUCAGUAUUCUUAUGAUGUACCGAUGGAACCAAAAUCCCAGGAUGUACCAAAUGUGCCUGAAGAAGAAGAAGAAUAUGUGCCCUUACCAUCCCUAGACGUGCCUGUAGAUAUCAAUAUUCCUAAAACUGUAAAGGAAUACGCAAGAAUAGAAAAGACUGCGAAAUUUGUGUGCAAACAAGGUCUCCAAAUGGAGAUUCUUAUAAAAGCAAAACAAGCAGAUAACCCCCAGUUUGGUUUUUUAAAUCAAGGCGAUAGUUUGUACAAGUUUUAUAGACACGUUUGUUCUGCCUUUAAAAGUGGAAGGUAUGAGGGGAUGACACAUAAGACUGAAGAAAAAGAAGAGUCCCAGGGAGAUUCCGGUGGCCACUACCUGCAUCCCAGUCUAAUAGCUUCAAAAACACAACCGGAGCCGCCGUUGCCAGCGCCGCCUGCGAUUCCAUACAAGCCGUCGGCAAAUUGCGCAUACUCGCAAUUGGUGAACCGCAUACAGGGCAACGAUCCGGCAACAGCGCCUCCCCUUCCGCCAGCUGCAGCUGCGGACCAGAAGCCGUCCGCGCAGAUGCAAAGCUUCGCGCAGCUGCCCUACGAGCAGCAGCAGUACUAUCAGUACUACUACACGUCGCAGUACUACGAGUACUAUAAGCAGCUCGCGCAGUACCAGCAAACUUGCGGCGAGAACUCAGGUCAAACGGUGUCGCCUCCGGACUUUCAGCUGGACCCAAGCAUGCAAUCCUACUUCCAGCAACUCGCCUACACCCAAUACAUGCAACACCAUCAACAACAGCAGCAGCAGCAACAAAACAGCAACAACUCGUACGCGCAGAUCGUAUCCAACGUCAACAAAGACAACCCGUACAGCGCGAGCGUCCCCACUCUACCUCCGAACGUCGUCAAAUCUUCUGAACCGAUCGAGGUUAAAGUAGAACCGGCAACAGCGGAAGUCGUGUUGAAGAAACCGCUGCUCUCCCUGGCUGCCUACGGUAGCGAUUCGGAGGAAGACGACGAGGCGGAAGUUAAAGAGAAAGAGACUUUUACAAUACCCGGCGGUGAAACGCAGAUAGUGAUCGACAAGAUGGCGGCUUACGUGUCCAAAAACGGCGAGCAAUUUGAAGACAUCGUAAAAGCCAAGGGGGAUCCCAGGUUCGAGUUUUUGAACGACUCGCACGAGCACAACAAGUACUACAGAAGCAAAAUAAGAGAGCUGAAAGGAGAGACCGUUGUCAAAGAAGUUAAAGUGGAGAAAGUAACGGAAGAAGACAAAAACGAAGAUAAAGAGAAAGAGAAACCUGUGGUGGUAAAGGAAGAAAAGGAAAAGGAAAAAGAAAAGAAGAAAGUUAUAGCACCGGUGUGUUUCUCAAUCAAAAAGCCGAAAGAAGAACCCGCCAAAGAAAUCAAAAGCGCGCUUCCAGUGGAAGAAAGCGACGAUGAGGAAGAACAGCAAGAAAAAGAAGAAACGCCGCCACAAAUCGACGUUGAAAAACCUACAGAAGAUAAACCACAAGUUACCGAGGAAACCCUGGAAACCCCUCAAUGUAAAAACGGCAUAAUCGAUGUUGACGAUCCCAUUCUGGAAAUGAUCGAUUUGACUUUCGAUGCAGAGGACAGAAGGGACGCAAAGCGAGCAGAAGACCGCAUAAAAGACAAAAUAGCUUCAGCCGCGCGCGAGAAAUUGGCCUCAGCUACGAAGGACAAAGCCUUGCAAAUGGAGCGGAAAAAAAAGGCGGCUCUAUUCUUGAAGAUGAAGUCUGCUCAGAUCUCCGAAGAAAACAAACCCACACAAACCGCGGAAAAGGAUAAAAAAGUGGAGCAAAAAUCAUCCGAUAAGGAAAAAAGAUCCAUGGAUAAACCGAGAAAAUCCUCGGAUAGGGAUAAGAGGAGAACCGAGGAGAAAAGCAGAAGUCGCGAGAAGGAGAGGAAAGGGAGGAGCCCGAAAAAGGACCCCAAUGUGAUUGUAGAAGGGGAAAGUGAAGACUGCAAAAGAAGGAAAAGUUUGAAGAAGAAGAAAUCGCAUAAAAGAAAAAGAUCAAAAUCGAAAUCCAGAAAAAAAUCGAAAAGAAAACACAAAAGAUCUAGUUCCUGUUCUUCCGAUUCAAGCUGA
Brassicogethes aeneus is the source of this 2548-nucleotide messenger RNA. The record is from the annotation of a GenBank genome assembly. Lineage: Eukaryota; Metazoa; Arthropoda; Insecta; Coleoptera; Nitidulidae.